Molecule: messenger RNA, 390 nt
Organism: Durusdinium trenchii
Lineage: Eukaryota; Dinophyceae; Suessiales; Symbiodiniaceae
Source: the annotation of a GenBank genome assembly
AUGACAGUGGUACAUGGCACAGUGGUGCAGGGCACCGUGGUCGGACAACCUGUGGUUUGGGAGGAUCGAUGGGGUUAUCCCGUUGGACAACCGGUAGGACCGGUUGUGACUGAUGACCAAGGCGCUCAAUCAGGUUGGUUUCUCUAUGCCAUUGGCUGGGCUCUUUGCUGUUGUUUUGGGCCUGUUGGGCCCAUCUUUUGGCUGGUCGUGGGCUGCCGCCAUUUCUGCAAGCCCGAGGAGGAAAGGAAACGACUUCCGCAAGAAGGUCAAGUGGCAUCAGUUUCACUUGUGACUGCUCUCCUCACCAUGGCUCUCAAUCUGGUCUUGAUGACGAUGCUCUUAGGUAUGAUGCCAUCCAGUGUCAGUAGAAGUGCGGACAGAUUUCGCUGA